Messenger RNA from Anopheles aquasalis, 1992 nucleotides. It is a transcript of the gene Pdp, whose product is annotated as pyruvate dehydrogenase [acetyl-transferring]-phosphatase 1-like protein, mitochondrial. Gene Ontology annotation, biological process: protein dephosphorylation. NCBI's taxonomy places the organism in Eukaryota, Metazoa, Arthropoda, Insecta, Diptera, Culicidae. The record is from RefSeq and is a predicted model, not a curated record. Gene Ontology annotation, molecular function: [pyruvate dehydrogenase (acetyl-transferring)]-phosphatase activity; cation binding. Gene Ontology annotation, cellular component: mitochondrion.
CCAAAAUAGAAUCUGGCGCCGCUGCGCGGUUGAAUAAUAAGCUGGGUGGCCCUUUUGCGUGGAAUUUCUGCCCCGAUCCCGUCGUUUUAGAACAUUUUACGUGGCAUGUGCGAACGGAUCCGUGGUGUUGAAUAGAAAACCGAAAAACCCCGGGUCGACCGGUUACCUCGGCAACCGCAGCUGCGAGUGCGUGCAUCGUAGUACACCUCGCAUGAAAUGACCAAUUUAUCGCUCAAAAUACUGUCCCUCCGGAGUAAUGUGGCUACGGCGGCAUCGUUUAUCCGUAGUAUCCACCAUGAGCCUGCCCUCCAUCGCUCCUCAGGCGGACCACCGAAACUUUCGCCUUACGAUGUCAAUAACAUACUACGCGCCAACGAGCACACACAGGAGUUCUUCGGUGGGUCCGUAAAGUGCUACGAUUCUAACCAGCUUGCCUCGAACUCUCCGAUCGAGGAUUCGCGCAGUGAAGCGAGCUGUGCGCAUACGGCCGGGCUGCUGCUCGGUAUCUUCGAUGGACACGGUGGUCCAGCGUGUUCGCAGGUGAUAAGCAAACGGUUGAUGCGUUACAUUGCCGCAUCGCUAGUACCACCCGAUGAUUUGCGGCAACAUCUGCUCAACGGUGCUCAAAGCUAUUCUUUCCUCAACUGCCACAACGAUAAGCUCGAAUUUGUUACUGAAAUCAAAGAAUUGUACGAGAAAAGCUUCCUCCAGUUCGCGAAUGAACUCACAAACACCACACUUGCCGGCUUCCAGAUGCACCAAACGCUAGAGAACGCCUUCAUACGGCUGGAUCAGGAUUUGUCGCGGGAAGCAAUGGAAAUGCCCAGUUUGCGAACGAUGUCGGUAGCGAUGAGCGGUGCUGUGGCCCUUGUCGCGCACAUCGAUGGUCCCCAUCUGCACGUUGCUUCGGUCGGUGAUUGUUCGGCCGUGCUGGGCACGGUUACCGAUACUGGCCAGUGGGUUGCGAAGAAGCUCACCAACGAGCACAACUCGGACAAUGUCGGUGAGGUGCGUCGUUUGUUGAGCGAACAUCCGGCCACCGAACGGGAUACGGUCAUACGGGGCGAGCGAUUGCUCGGUCAGUUGGCCCCGUUGCGUGCGAUGGGCGAUUUCCGGUACAAGUGGAGCCGGGAGCAGCUCGAACAGCUGGUUGUGCCACAGUUUGGUGAGCAGGUGAUCGCCCCUUACUACCACACGCCACCCUACUUGAGCGCCUGCCCAGAAAUCACGCACCACAUUCUAACACCACGCGACAAGUUUCUCGUCAUAGCAAGCGAUGGACUGUGGGAUACAAUGAGUGCCAUGCAGACGGUACACCUUGUCGGGGAGCACAUGUACGGCAAGGCGUUCCUGCAACCGUUAACCCUACCAAAGCACGACAUCACGCUCGGUGAAAUUAGCCAGAUGCUGAGCACGCGGAAGGCGGGUUUACAGAAGAAACCGCUGGAUCGGAACGCCGCAACUCACCUGAUCAGGAAUGCACUCGGUGGUACGGAGUACGGUGUCGAGCAUUCGAAACUAUCGCACAUGCUGUCCCUUCCGCAGGAUAUUGUGAGACUGUUUCGAGACGAUAUUACCAUCACGGUCGUGUAUUUCGAUUCGGAGUAUCUACGGAAUUGUCCCACCUAAAUCACCGUCAGCAGCAACGGCAGCGUUUAUAGUGUUCAUCAUCUUAUCAGUGGUUUGCAUUUCUUACCCUUCAGCCCUUGCCUUGUGCUGUCAAUCGGAAGCGUGCAUACAUUCGAAUUUCUUGUUAUAUUUUACAAAAUGUUUGUUUGUUUUUUAUACUUAAGUCAAUAAGUGUCUUGGCGAUCGAACAAAAAUGUAGAUAUUAUUUAAAGAGCAUAACACAGACGCCUGGCCACCACAAAGAGUUAUAGUUAUACUAAUGUCGCGCGGUCUGAGGCCACCCGACCCCGGUGCUUACCAGGGGACUGCCAGAGUGGUGUGUGUUUGUGUAUACCUUUCAAUAAAUCGAACCGAGACGACCAA